ACUGAACAACAGCGGCACGAGAGCACGCGCAUUCCACAGCAGCCUCUCCAGCAUCGUUUGUUUUUCCUUGUCAAGAAACCCGCAAACAGAAAACAGAGUGGGGAGAUAUCGAGGAAAAGUGGGAAAACGUCAUUUUUCAAUGCACUUUCGCAGAUUCAGCGGUUUGUUUACAUAGUAAAUCGGACAUUUAAUCACUGUCGGACAUGACGCAGUCCUACAGUCAGCGUUCCCUCGUGGUCCUCGCGUUUUUAGGGAUUUUGUCCGCAAUAAUGUCCGUCUUGUCCGUCAUUUUGAUCUUCCAGCUCCAAACGCAACAGGCUGUUAUAAAGGAUUCGUCUCCUUUAGGGUCGAGUGAGAUAACAGCUGUGUUAAAGCCCGUUUCCACGGUCCUCUCAGCCUUGUCUCUGACACUCAACUUGAGCUCUGUUAUUGUGUGUUUGCUUCACAGCUAUUUCGCUACUGAAAUAUGCCGAGGAGAACCAGAUACACAAAGGGCCGACUGGUUUCUACUGGAUAGCAGGGUUGUCCGGCAUGUGACCAUUGGACUGUUUUGCCUUGGAGUUUCAGUUUACUUAGCUGCUAUGUCUAUUUACAUGUUACUGGUGUUUGAAGUUGAGACGGGCAUAGCCAGCGUGUGCGUGCUUUCCUCCGGUGUUCUCGUCCUGCUACUUAUCGUUAUUCACUCCUUAAUACGUGCCGCACAUACAGCCAAACACUUCCGCAAUGAACAUGUCCACACCAUGUACCACAGCAACCCUGAAAACAUCGCUGGAAUCCAUACGUUGAACCUAAGCACUGCGGAAAAGCCACGGAGGCAGCACAGCUUAGCCAACCAGCACAGCCAUUUCAUCAACCACGCUCACAUCGAUCCUAAACCGCAAUACUCAGCAUCUAACGGCCCUCGCAGUGAUAAGGACGGCUACAGUAGCGGUGGGAGCAGAUGGACGCACCGGACACUUUCGACAGAGUCCGGCCUGUUUCAAGCACAGACCAAACCCUGGAACGGAGUCAACAGUGAGAUGAGAUCUGUACUUGCUAGAAAAGCCACGAUCAAGGACUCAACUUUAGUAUGAAUGGUAUCACACAUCUAGUUUGAUGUUAAGAUGGGCAUUAUAUAAUACAAUAUGUACUGUCAUAUAUAUACACACACAUACAGUGUAUACACCUAGACACUGGUGGAAUAAUUCAGAUUUUUAGUUUUUUUUUGAAAGAAGUCUAUUAUGUUC
Carassius carassius (crucian carp) is the source of this 1226-nucleotide messenger RNA. RefSeq names its product transmembrane protein 221 (gene tmem221). The transcript has 3 exons. The record is from RefSeq and is a predicted model, not a curated record. NCBI's taxonomy places the organism in Eukaryota, Metazoa, Chordata, Actinopteri, Cypriniformes, Cyprinidae. Bases 204 to 1073 code for a protein of 289 amino acids.